Erythranthe guttata (spotted monkey flower) is the source of this 2443-nucleotide messenger RNA. RefSeq names its product ABC-2 type transporter family protein (gene ABCG3). NCBI's taxonomy places the organism in Eukaryota, Viridiplantae, Streptophyta, Magnoliopsida, Lamiales, Phrymaceae. Gene Ontology annotation, cellular component: membrane. The record is from RefSeq and is a predicted model, not a curated record. Gene Ontology annotation, molecular function: ATP binding; ABC-type transporter activity; ATP hydrolysis activity.
ACCCAAACCUCAGAUCCAGCUUUUUCUCUACUCUCUCUCUCUCUCUAGCUCAUUUUCUCAACCCCACUUUCUCUCUCUAGGUUGAUUGCAUCUUCAAGUUCUUCCUCAACUUCAAGACAGCAGUUUUAAGUUAAUUUCCAGCAUUGAAUGUGUGUUAAUUCGACUUCGUAAAACGUAAUCAAGAUUGUAACACAAUGGAAGAAAUACAAUCUCAAUCGGAUCACUAUCGAUCUUCGUCAUCUUCGGCAAGUAGCCCAGCAAGUAGGGUCCCCUCCAGCAACUUCUUCUACUUGCGAAAACCGGGUGCAUUCAGACAACCUAUUUCGUUCGAGGAUUCGCCCGAUUGGGAAGAUAAUACGGACAUCGAUGUCAGAGUUGACCAAGGAAGAGCCGACUCCAUUAACACCGCCACGACUCCGCCUUCACCUUCACUCUCGAAGCUCAACAGUGGGUCCCUCCCUUCGCCCCCUUUGCCCGAGGGUGCAGUUCUCGCAAGAAAAAUCGCGGGCGCUUCAUUGGUUUGGAAAGAUUUGACCGUCACUAUAAAGGGUAAAAGAAGAUAUUCGGAUAAGGUUGUCAAGAGUUCGAAUGGAUAUGCAUUGCCUGGAUCGAUGACUGUGAUUAUGGGCCCCGCCAAAUCGGGGAAGUCAACUCUCUUACGGGCUCUCGCUGGAAGAUUGCCUGAUACAGCUAGGGUUUACGGGGAGGUGUUUGUUAACGGCGUGAAAGCGCGUAUGCCUUACGGAUCCUAUGGAUUCGUGGAAAGAGAAACCACAUUUAUCGGAUCACUAACCGUGCGCGAGUACCUUUACUACUCAGCAUUGCUUCAACUUCCGGGAUUCUUUACCCAUAAAAGAAGUGCGGUCGAAGAUGCCAUUAUAGCAAUGUCGUUGGGCGAUUACGCAAAUAAACUUAUAGGCGGACAUUGUUAUAUGAAAGGUCUUCGUAGCGGCGAAAAAAGACGAGUCACAAUUGCAAGGGAGCUUGUAAUGAGACCCCAUAUCUUGUUUAUCGACGAGCCUCUUUAUCACCUUGAUAGUGUAUCUACACUCUUAAUGAUGGUGACGCUGAAGAAGCUUGCGAGUACGGGUUGUACUUUAAUAUUCACGAUUUAUCAGAGUAGUACCGAAGUUUUUGGCCUAUUCGAUCGGAUUUGUCUUCUUUCAAAUGGGAACACGUUGUUUUUCGGAGAAACACUCGCUUGUUUGCAGCAUUUCUCGAAUGCUGGAUUUCCAUGUCCGAUCAUGCAAAGCCCUUCCGAUCACUUUCUAAGAGCGAUAAAUACAGAUUUCGAUAGGAUCAUUGCCAUGUGCAAAAACUGGCAGGAUGACCAUGGGGAACUUUCGUCGGUAAAUAUGGACACUGCUGUAGCAAUACGCACACUCGAAGCAACAUACAAAUCAUCUGCAGAUGCUUCUGCGGUCGAGACUAUGAUUUCAAAGCUUACUGAAAAGCAAGGCCCGUUUCUUAAAAGCAAAGGCAAGGCGAACUGUUUGGCCAAAAUAGCAAUAUUGACUUGGAGAUCGUUGUUGAUUAUGUCGAGGGAGUGGAAAUACUAUUGGCUUCGUUUGAUUCUUUACAUGUUCUUGGCCAUAUGUAUCGGUACCGUUUUCUCUGGUUUGGGGCAUUCUUUAUCUUCAGUUGGGACGAGAGUUGGAGCUAUAUUUUUAUUUAUAUCAUUUACUUCACUCCUGAGUAUUGCUGGUGUCCCUGCACAGAUGAAAGAAAUCAAGAUAUACACAUGCGAAGAAUCGAACGAGCAUUCUGGAACAUUCGUUUUUCUAAUAGGGCAACUUCUAUCAAGUAUCCCGUUUUUGUUUCUCCUCUCGAUUUCGUCAAGUUUGGUCUUCUAUUUCCUCGUUGGCCUUCGAGACGAUUUCAGCUUGUUGAUGUAUUUUGCGUUGAAUUUCUUUACGUGCCUUCUCGUAAAUGAAGGGGUGGUACUUCUUGUUUCUUCCGUUUGCCGAAAUAUCUUCUGGAGUAUCUUAAUCUUGGUAACUGUACAUAUGGUGAUGAUGCUUUCGGCUGGGUAUUUUAGGAUUCGAAGUGCUUUGCCGAGACUCGUGUGGAUGUAUCCUAUUUCAUACGUUGCUUUCCAUACGUAUUCUAUCCAGGGGCUGUUGGAGAACGAGUAUAUCGGAACAUCAUUUGCUGUGGGGCAAGUGAGGUCGAUAUCAGGUUAUCAAGCCCUCCAAAACGAGUACGAUAUAUCGAUGAAUACCAAUUCCAAGUGGGCAAAUUUACUCAUAUUGUUUCUUAUGGCUGUUGGUUAUCGAGUUCUUGUUUUUAUUUUGCUGAAAUUUCGUAUGAGAAAGACCUUUUCUCUUCGUUGUUUGUUCCGUUGUAACGAGAAUACCAACAAUGCAAGAUAAAAACCGAGGGACUGUAUCGUGAAACUUAUGAUCCUUCAUUUUUGCAUCUAAUAUUUUUGUUUUUCACAUCA